AUGGCCUUGACCGCAGCAGGCACGACCAAAGUCGACUUGGAGGAGGCAGAGAACGCGUCUCUAGACAGACGCAUUCUGGCUCUAGAAACAGAACUCCGUAAACUCAAACGCGAAAAGAAUGACAGAGCAAAAGUAUCGCGCUUGCCCGACGAAGUCCUCUGCGCAAUUUUCCUAUUCCUGGCAGAGGAUAUGAAGGCUUCGCACAGGAUGGGGCGGAUUACUUGGACUUGUGCCGUCGCGCUGGCUCUCGAUCUUGGUUCUGAGGUCGCAAGUGGCACCACUUGCCAUCAGCAUACAUCCCGUCCACAGAAAAGGGAUGACGCUCUUAAAGAUUGCAAUUUAUUGAAGCAAGAAUCCCACCGACUGCGACUCGUCGAUAUUUACACCACCCAUGACCUGUAUCCAUCCCUCGUCAAGUGGUUGGUUGGCUCCGCUCCACAACUAGAAAGAGUUUCAAUUCGUAUAAUCGACACCGAUGGCUCCUGGGAUCUCCAAGGCCCGAUAAUCAGUAGGCCUACCAAUUUGCCCCGCGAUUUUCUCAAUGGAAAUGCUCCCAAACUACGGGAGCUCGUUUGCAAGGGAUGUCUCCCUUUCUUUUCGGGCUCCAUAUCCAAUUUCGUGAACCUCACCAAACUUCACAUCGAAAUGGACACAUUCCAUAGUUCUGGACGCGAUCCCCUUCCAACCGAAGAACAGGUGGUCGAGACGUUGUCCAGGAUGCCAGGCCUGGUUCAUCUGGAGCUGAGACUUUUCCGACCGCUUGCCAACGAAGCAUCUAUUGUUAUGUCGUCGAACGUUGGAAGACGACCACCCAUGCCACUUCCCCGGCUUACUCAUCUCUCCCUCGCCAGUUCUUGCCUCAGUAUCGCAUCCCUCCUCGAACACCUCCAUCUUCCUGCUUCAAUGAAUCUGACUUUAUGGUGCAAUUACGCCGACGAAAACUCGAUCGGUCAUCUUGCCGAUGCCCUCAGGUCCUCCUGGAUCUCCUUGCCACUAUCAACGUCCUCGCAGACUCCAUCUCAGCUCCCCGUCGAACAACUGGACCUUGGCCUAAAUCCACUCGGGAUAGGGUUCCAUGUAGAGGGUUCUGCAUUCGACGAAUCGACAAGUCAUGAGAAGAUCGCCGCCACAUUUUCCAUCGCCUUCAUAUCUCGCACGACUCCCAUGAUCAACAACCCGAACGUCAUUGUACCAUGGCGCUCAGCGCUGACCCGACUAGCGGUGUCCCCGUGGCCAUUGAACCGAGUGAAGGAAGUGAUCAUAUCGUCACCAAGGCUCACGGCCGCUGGUAGUGAUUGGAUCGACGAGUCAAUCUUUUUGGGGCCGUUCCCAGCGCUGACAACUGUUAGCCUCGAGCAGUGCUCCGGAAACAUAUUCAUGGACGUGCUCCUCGCAGACCCUGUCUUGGACGUCGAAGCGGGCCAAGGGAAUUUGCCAGUUGUGCCGCGAUUUCCUCUUCUGAGAGAGUUGACAUUCAUCGACAUGCCUCGCCGUUUCCCUGGCCAAAUUUUAUGCCUCGCAGACAUAUGUGCUGCAAGAGCUUACCGGGGAUGUCCAAUCGAAACCGUGCAUUUUGUUGGCUGCUCGAGACUCAUCGAGGAGGACAUUGAGCAGUUGAAUUCCCUGUGGGAGGUUGUUCCCUUUGUAUGCUUCCGUUGA
Messenger RNA from Coprinopsis cinerea okayama7#130, 1659 nucleotides. RefSeq lists its product as hypothetical. Lineage: Eukaryota; Fungi; Basidiomycota; Agaricomycetes; Agaricales; Psathyrellaceae. The record is from RefSeq and is a predicted model, not a curated record. The transcript is spliced from 2 exons. Bases 1 to 1659 code for a protein of 552 amino acids.